Penicillium antarcticum is the source of this 861-nucleotide messenger RNA. Its product is annotated as bZIP transcription factor. The transcript has a single exon. Gene Ontology annotation, biological process: regulation of DNA-templated transcription. Gene Ontology annotation, molecular function: DNA-binding transcription factor activity. The coding region runs from base 1 to 861 and encodes 286 amino acids. The record is from RefSeq and is a predicted model, not a curated record. NCBI's taxonomy places the organism in Eukaryota, Fungi, Ascomycota, Eurotiomycetes, Eurotiales, Aspergillaceae.
AUGAGCUCGAAAGAGGCACCGUCACCUAAGAGACGCGAGUCUCGUUCGGGGACAAGGAAAGUCUCUUCAUUGUCGGCUGAACAGUUGGAAAGAAAGCGCGCCAACGACCGAGAGGCCCAACGAUCCAUCCGCCAACGAACCAAGGAUAAUAUAGAACAGCUUGAGGCUCAAGUCUCUAGCCUCCAGUCCCAACUAGAAGAUAUGCGGCUCCGGACUGAGAGAUAUAACGAAGUCAUGCAACAGAAUGCCUUUUUGGAAAAUGAAAUGAGCCGACUAAAGCGUCAAAUUGCUUUGUUCACUGGAAGACCGGAAUAUACAGGCAGCAGUGAACAAAUGGCUCCGAUUCAAAGCGGGUGGUCUUUAGAGGAAGCGCCGAGCAGUGAUUCACCCACAAUUCCUACGACAGGGUUGUUAUUGUCGCCGCAUUUCACAGAGGCAUCUAACACUCGAACGUCAUCUGUUCUCUCAUCGUCAAGCCGGGCAUCUCAUCCGUAUGACUGGCAACGACCAUAUCCAUCAACCAGAUCACCCUCGCUCGGUGCAUCUUCCGAAGAGUUUCCUAAUCGCCUCGAUCCAUAUAUUGUAGAUGGUCAAGUCCAUCAGGGCGCACGAAUUUCGCCCUCUUCGAUUCCAGAUUCAGCACCUCAGAUCGGGUUUAGCGCAACCUCGGCGCCACCUCAAGUUGAAUCUUCAUUUGCCCAGUUUCCUUACAGCAACCGAUCGCUUUCCAUGUCAAAUGCCACGCCUGUUACUCAGUCGGCUCUUGCUCAAACAUAUCACACCCCGGCGCCGCCAUUUUCGCAAACCGCACAGUCCCAACGAGACCCGACAUAUCCCUAUCCAUGGGGGUCCCAGUCAUGA